This is a messenger RNA of Asterias rubens (European starfish), 706 nucleotides long. RefSeq lists its product as uncharacterized. The coding region runs from base 55 to 582 and encodes 175 amino acids. Gene Ontology annotation, cellular component: kinetochore. Lineage: Eukaryota; Metazoa; Echinodermata; Asteroidea; Forcipulatida; Asteriidae. The record is from RefSeq and is a predicted model, not a curated record. The transcript is spliced from 6 exons.
AGGUUGUGUUUUGUAAAUUUAAACUAAAGAGGGCGCUAUUUCAAAAUAUGAAAAAUGGCGGCGGUGAAGAAGUUGGCCGAGAUGUUGUUAAACCCCGACGUUACACUAGGUCCAUUUGAUUCAUUCCCUGAAUUUCAAGAGUUGUUUCCUCCAAAGUAUAGGGAUCACCCUGAUGCCCGUCUUUUGUACAGAGCCUUCCAGAGGCAAAGGAGAGUGUUACGAGAAAAGGUUGCCAAAGAUAUACAAAGAAGAUAUAAACGAGAUCUUAAUCUACACAUAGGUAAUGCGAGUUUGCCAAACCAUAGUGGUACAGAGAAUCAAUCCUUGGAGCAAGCCGUCAGUUUUUUGGAGAGCAAAGAGGCAGAAGUCGAAGCGGACCUGAAGGCCACAAGGAAAGAGAUCGGCAGUCUGGAGCAAGAUAUCAAAAGUCAUGCUUUACACAGGUGUGCCCUUCAGCUGGAGAAAGCUAACCCCAUUGGUCAGAUAAACUGGAGCGAUGAUGAAUUCACUCUACCUGAAGAACUAAAGAAUUUGGCAACCGCACUCGUUGAUGACUCAAGAGUACUGGAUGAUAAAACAUGAAGUAAACAAUGAGUCAAGGUAUCAGUUUACAUCGUCAGUAACACUUACCAGCAGGGCCCAAUUUCAUAGAGCUGCUAAGCACAACAUUUUGCUUAGCAUGAAAUUUCUUCCUUGAUAAAAACAG